Molecule: messenger RNA, 1429 nt
Organism: Owenia fusiformis
Lineage: Eukaryota; Metazoa; Annelida; Polychaeta; Sabellida; Oweniidae
Source: the annotation of a GenBank genome assembly
GCAUGGAGAGGACAACAGGCCAAUAACAAAAGCUCUAGAAAUCAAGGAAGGGUCAACCAUAUUCAGCAUAGCAUCUGCAGGUUACAACCCUUCAAUGCUGCUUCUAGACAACCCAGCCAAGGUUGUCACGGUUGAUAACAACCCUACCCAGAUUGCCUGGUGCAUGCUUUACUUCAGCGCCAUAAAGAAUCUUUCGUAUGAGGAGUUUCGAGGUUUGGUUGGAUUCUGUAAAGGUGCCGCCACCACCCCUGAUGAAAGAGGAAGAAUUUAUGACAGUCUUAGAGGUUCACUGCCAAGUAAAGCAUUGAUUUAUUGGGAUCAUCAUCGAGAAGACAUGACCAAGUCAGGAAUGUAUUUGUUUGCAACUUGCAUUCGUCAAUGGGAUGUGGAAAGAUUAGUCAGAAUAGCUCAUACACAGGAAACUUUGGAUGAGUUUGUAAGUAUGGAAAAUAUUGAUGAACAACGUGUUUUCUAUGACAAACAAUGGGAUACAUGGCGCUGGCGUCAAGCCUUCAUAGAAGGACAUCUGAAUGUUUCACCUAAUAUAUUUGGCCCUUUAAUGGUUCUAUAUCAACAACUUGCCCUAAGGUGGUUGAAUCGCUUCAAAGAUAUUUGCAUGAGUGUUCCAAAUAUGGACAAUCCUCAAAUCGAGAUACUCUUAACUGGUAGAAUCUCAGGAAAAUACAGUUUACCAGAUUUCUGGAAACCAGAAAAUUUCAUCCCGAUUCGUGAGCGCCUCGACAGAUUUGAGCUUAUCCAUGCUGAUGCAAACGAAUACUUUGAACAUACAACUGAAAAGUUUGAUGGUUUUGUUCUAUCAAAUGUAGGAGAUGCCUAUAACAAGGAAGAUCAUGAUAAAUGGGUAACGAGGGCCAUCAAGCGUGGAAAGCCUGGAAGUAGGGUUACAUAUCUUUCUGGGGCAGGAUUAGACAAAGGAUGGCCUGACGCCCAAAGGGACAAUAUUCACAUUGAACAGGAAUUAUCCAAUAGCCUGUUGCAGGGAGUGGAACGAAGCUUCUACUGGGAUAAUAUGCACAUUGCAACACUGAAAUAACUACAAUUAUACUGUAUAAAAAAUAAACCUCCUCAGAGAAACAAGUAACACUAAAUACAUAUGUAUUAUUGUGUUUUAUGUUUUAGUAUAUGCUGGUGUUUGAUAUUGGCCCAAAAGGAAUUCUCCUCAAUGUUUUUAUUUUCCUUAUAAAUCUGAAGAAGGAGCAUCUACUAGUUGUUUUAUAAUUUUAUUGCCCACACAUAUAUUUUUUGUAAUAUGAAUCUAUCACAUAAAUACAAUACUAGAUAUUAGUCUUCAUUUUCUUACCUCUGUAUAUUCCGUAAUACUGCCUCCAAACAACUUUGGUUGCCCUUUAAUGGUUGUCUUCCCUAACCGCCUUUGUUUCUUAGGCUUUGGGGGUAGGGAGGGCGGUCU